Messenger RNA from Rhodofomes roseus, 1404 nucleotides. Its product is annotated as Gar1/Naf1 RNA binding region-domain-containing protein. Gene Ontology annotation, molecular function: box H/ACA snoRNA binding. Lineage: Eukaryota; Fungi; Basidiomycota; Agaricomycetes; Polyporales; Fomitopsidaceae. The coding region runs from base 457 to 1299 and encodes 280 amino acids. Gene Ontology annotation, biological process: ribosome biogenesis; snoRNA guided rRNA pseudouridine synthesis. The transcript is spliced from 4 exons. Gene Ontology annotation, cellular component: box H/ACA snoRNP complex. The record is from RefSeq and is a predicted model, not a curated record.
CGUUCGCGUCGAGCCGUGCCCAUGCUACCAGAGACGCAAUAGGCGACGCCUUCCCCGCACUUGCAGUCGGACGAGGGGCGACCCGCGAUAUAGACACGGCCGCUCUGCCCUCUUGCGCGCCAGCCAAAUUCAACGCGUCCCACAGACCCUGCGAGAGGAGUACUGCGCCGUCGUCCGCGCUGUCGCUGACGGGGGAGAGGGCGGCGGGGACGGGGCGGGGGUGGUCGAAGAGGUAGUCCAUGCGAGCGACCAGCGUGGGAAUCCCGACCCCGCCCUUCGUCUUCGCCACAAUUUUGGCAAAGCGGCUUAUUUCCGCCUGCGCUCUCGGAGUCCUCGCUGAAAACAUACGCUCGCACACGCCGCUUACAUCUCGCGGCUUCAGUGAUACUUGCGAGGCUCCCUGCGCUGUUUGAAGUCAGCGCCACACUUUUUUGAAGACCCACUAAACUUGCGAAAAUGAGUAGAGGAGGCAGAGGAGGAGGGUUCGGAGGCCGUGGCUUCGGAGGAAGAGGGGGAGGCAGGGGUGGCUACGGUCAGCGGGAUGUAGGACCUCCAGACACAGUCCUCGAGAUGGGCUCCUUCUUGCACGCAGUCGAAGAGGAGAUGCUCUGCCAGUCCGUCAUGCCGGACAAGGUCCCUUACUUCAAUGCGCCCAUCUAUCUCGCGAACAAGUCCGUCAUCGGCAAGGUCGACGAGAUCCUCGGCCCGAUCAAUGAGGUCUACUUCUCCGUCAAGAUGGAGCAGGGCAUGGUCGCGAGCAGCUUCAAGAAGGGCGACAAGGUAUUUAUCGGAGGAGACAAGCUCUUGCCAGUGGAAAGGUUCUUGCCAAAACCGAAGAUUGCUGGUGUAACAAGUACGCAUAACAUCAGUCCUAGAAUCCUUCAUCGUGCUGACGAUCUCUGCAGAACGAGGUCGUGGGGGACGCGGCGGCGCAGGUGGACGAGGACGAGGCGCACCAGGCGGACGGGGUGGCUUUUCACGAGGAGGCCCCAGAGGCGGCGGACGGGGCGGCUUCCAACCAAGAGGUGGGUUCAGCGGCGGCCGCGGUGGUGGUCGAGGUGGGCCAAGUCGGGGGCGUGGUGGUGGCUUCGGUGGCGGCGGCUUUGGCGGUGGUGGUUUUGGCGGUGGAGGCGGACGAGGCGGCAGGGGUGGUUUCCGUGGUUCAUAGUAUCUGUUGGCACGUUGCGCGUGUUGCGUUUCGUUACUGUGCUAUAUGUAUAUCAUUCCUUUCUCCUCUGCUCUGUUGAUGCAUUAAGGUCAGACGUGUGGUACAUGGUGUUGUAUCGAUACAGGAAUUAAGACAAGUGAACGGUGGGUGGUGGAAUGAGAUCAAGAUUUCAGAGCUUUGAUUUCGGCUGCGACGACCUGAACACGCUCUGAGCGCUCGGAUUGUAGGGGGAUGGA